AUGUUCUGGUCGGUAUGUGUUCUGUAGGAUAGUGACGGAUUUUUUACAUUUUGAGAGGGCAUUCUAUGCUUUUUUGUUACGUUUAGGGUUACGGUAGGGUUAGAGGUAAGUAAAGGUUAAAGUUAGGUAUUAAUUAAUUAUGGCUAAUGUUAGGGAAAGGCUAUAGAGAAUGAAUGUAAGGCAAUUAGAAUAUCCGUCGCUAUCCUAGGAGACUAAAAAUCGCUAGCGGAUAUCGUAGAACAUACGCUGUUCUUCCGGCAACAUUUGCAGCGUCGCCAGUGGGCUGUCAGGGCAGCUCGACUGUCCGAAACUACCAAUAAACUAUCGAUAGUCAACGUUUUAGCCUCAGCGUGGAGUAACUAGAGAAGCUUGGGAAACAGGUCCAGCAGCAGCGUGAGUGGAGAUGAAGCCGCCGUCCCGGAGGCGAGCCAAGCCGGCGCGCCUGGAGGUGGAGGAGGAGGACAGCGCGCAGGACUGUCCCGGUGAGGUGCCCCUGGCCCCCUGGUCCCGCAUCGAGCAGCACGGCGCCCUGGUGGUCCUGAGGAGGCUCGACCCCAGCGCUGGCGACAUCGAUUACGAUGCGUUGAAGAAACGUUUGCCACGCAGAUCCAUUUCCCAGAUCCGCUCUAUGGUGGAAGCUCUGAAAGACAAAGUGAUCAAAUCAGCAAGCUCCCAGCUGAUAAGUCAGAGGAACGCAGAGAAGAGGUUCCAAAAGCCCAUCGAGCUGUGGACAGAGAUGGCCUUGAUUAUGGCCGGGACUUUGGAGAAGCCCAUCUCUGCUGCUUUCUCUCAGAUGCUGAUGGUCUCGUCCACGGAGCCUUGCAGCCUGAGGAACUCUGACCCUCCUCACAGCCACACACCAGCCACCGACCAGCAGACACCCGGUUUGCGCUUCGUCCCUAUGAGACCCAUGCCCAGCCGGCCCGCUCCAGGUGGGAUAUCUCAUAUUAUCCUCAAGACUCCUGCCAAAACCAUGAGCCCAGCCAGAGCGCUCCCUGCCCCGUGCCAAGACGUUAGAGUGCGCACUGCCACCCUUUCUCAGGCCCAGCGACAGUCUUUGGCACCAGCGCCCGGGACCUCAUCUGAUGCUAUCUCAGCAUCCCAAACUGUCGCCACGUCCCACCAAACAGGCACAGCAACGACCGCUGAGGCUGCUGCAGCGUCCCCGCUUCGGCCAGCUACAGCAGCAGCGUCCGUCCAGGUGCUUGACAGCACACGGCAGCCACAGCCACUGAGACUCGCGCCCGCCUCUAAGGCUGGUGCGUUUGUCCGGGCUAUGGCUGUCAGCACGUCUGUUCCCCAGGCGAGCCCACAACCCGCAGAGCCUUUAAAGGUGGUCGGAGAGCUCGCCGCUGCCACACCACAACCUCAACCUCAACCUCAACCAAAACCACACACUGCUGGUGUUGGAACGUCUCCAGCAGAGAUACCCACAGUCUGUUCCUCCGUUGGAACCGAUGGGCCGCAGCCACAAAACACCGAGGCCACAUCCACAGUCUCAUCCCACACCCUGGACCCGACUGGCGCCUCUCCUCGUCCGCCACCACAGCAGCACUCCAACGCCGUAUCCUCCGCUACCGCGUUCAAUUCUCCACUCUCCAGUGUUGCCGAUCCCUCAUCCCCGUCCGCUUCCACCGACCCGUCCGACCCUCCACGCGUCGAUGCCGCAGGAAGCCAAAGAACCAGCAAACACGCCGGCGGGGAUGGUCCCAGGAGAUUUGGUGUCAAGUGCAUCGUGGACUUUGAGAAGAUCUACCGCUACCUGAGCAGCAUCCACAUGAAGGACGAGGAGUGUGCGCUCACUCCCAUGGAGAGCGCUAUAGUCCUGGACCUCCUCAUGUCUCUCCCGGAGGAGCUCCCCAAGCUGGACUGCAACAAUUUGCAGCGCCACAUGAUCCAGGUAUACAGUGGCCUCUCAGCUCCUGCAAACUCCGAGAAGGCGAGAGGAAUGUUUGACUUCGGGCCGGAAAAGGGACAAAACGACCCAGAUCAGAGUAACAGGACGCCGUCACAUCACAGAGACUCGCGUCAAACAGAGAGAGGAAGUGGCCCAAACCCCGACCAGGACAAGGACGGAAUGGAUACCACCAGUCAGGACGGUGACAGUAAUGUUGCCAUGGACAGUGUUACCGGGGAGAGAGUUCAGCCAUGUGACGGACAAGCUGAGAGCAGGUCGUCUGAGAGCAGUGAUGCACUUUUGCAACCUGGGUACGUGGAAAUGGGGGGACCCCGCCCCCUCAACCCUUUUAUGGUGCCUCUUAAACUGCUGAUUCGACGGAAGGAGUAGAUAGCAAAUUAUCACAUCUAAAUUCUAGGAUGCAUUUUUUACAAAUAAAUGUAAUGUCAUGUCCCAGAGUCUUGGAGUGGUAAGAGAUGAAGCCUCCAGCAGAGCAGUGGCAUCGUGACACCACAGCCUCCAUACAGUCACAUUAACAAGCUGUCAUUCUUAUAAACUGUUCCCAAAAGAUUCAACAGACCUAAAUAACAGAAAACAGGUGUGUGGUUUGAAAAGGUAACUCUGGAAAUUCCCAAACGCCUGUGAUGUGACGUCAGUGGAGCACCACAGCCUCGACCAAGCUGUGGUGUUUUCCUCCAGAGGAUCCCAAAGGGAGGAGAGACGCAGAGCUCAUAACACUGGUCAGUCCGGCUUCCUGUUGACAGGCUGCUUCCUCGCUGCUGCUCGAGCGGCGUUUCUACAAUUCAAGAGUUCACGUCUUGUCAGCUGCAUCUCCACUUUGUGAUUAAGGCUGAUACGACAGAUGGAUUUCAUAUUUACGUCUCACUUAGUACAGCUUCCACGACAAGUUAACGAGACGUUCACUGAAUGAUAAUGUGCUUUGUGUUGUUUGCCUGUUGGUAGGUUUUCUCUGAGUUUCAUGGGCUGGACAAACGUGCCUUUGCACUUUUUUUCUAGACGUUUUUAUGAUUCUUGGCAACCUAAAACCUCUAACAACUGAUUAUACAGUUUCUUCACAUAGAUAUGUAUUAUUUAUUUUCCUGAAAAAAAACCCCACAUAUUUUUAAAGAUAUUACACUGAUAUUUUGUUCAUGUAUUCAUUCCUUUAUUUUGUUCAAUGUUACAAAUGUAAGAAUUUACAAAUGAAAUAAAAUUUUUGCUUACA
Molecule: messenger RNA, 3122 nt
Organism: Myripristis murdjan (pinecone soldierfish)
Lineage: Eukaryota; Metazoa; Chordata; Actinopteri; Holocentriformes; Holocentridae
Gene: snapc2
Product: small nuclear RNA activating complex, polypeptide 2
Exons: 6
Coding region: 404-2287 (627 amino acids)
Biological process (GO): snRNA transcription
Cellular component (GO): nuclear body
Molecular function (GO): RNA polymerase II general transcription initiation factor activity
Source: RefSeq, a predicted model, not a curated record